Molecule: messenger RNA, 960 nt
Organism: Fusarium sp. VM40
Lineage: Eukaryota; Fungi; Ascomycota; Sordariomycetes; Hypocreales; Nectriaceae
Source: the annotation of a GenBank genome assembly
AUGGCGGCACUAUCUUCCAACUGGAAGAAGCUUCAGGCAAAGCUUAAGGAAGAAUCGGCUUCAAAGCCAUCCUUGAAGCGCAAAUCAGAGACCUCGACGACAAACCCACCACCCAAAAAGACCAAGGCUCAAAAGACUAUUACAAAACCACAAAAAACAGCAAAACCACCAGGACCAGCCACCAAGAAGAAAAUGGGAGGUGUACACAGUACAAAAAUUGAGGAGACAGUGCCAGGAACCUCGACGUCCCUCGCGUUAUGGGCUGAAGACCAUGAUGUAUCCGCAGAAGCCCUUGCAGAGGCAUACAAUCUGGGUGCCAAGGACAACUCAAUGAUGCUUGCUGCUGCAAAGGAUAAAGUCAACCACGGGCUCGCAGAAGGCAUCGAGGUUGGAAAAUACAUCGCCAUUGACUGCGAAAUGGUUGGCGUGGGGCCUGGUGGUCAUGAAUCAGUUCUCGCUCGUGUGAGCAUUGUCGACUUUCACGGCGUGCAAAUCUACGACUCUUAUGUGAAGCCGAAGGAGAAAGUCACGAACUGGAGGACGGCCGUUAGUGGAAUCAGCCAAAAGAGUAUGAGAUUUGCCAGGGACUUUGAGGAAGUGCAGGCAGACAUCGACAAGCUUCUCCGAGGUCGGAUAUUGAUUGGACACGAUCUCAAGCAUGACCUCGAUGCCCUCAUUCUUAGCCACCCAGGCAAAGAUAUUCGAGACACAGCCAAGUUCCCGGGGUUUAAAAAGUACGGCAACGGAAGGAAACCCGCAUUACGAGUUCUUGCUCAGGAGUUGUUGGGGGUCGAGAUACAAGGGGGUGCACAUUCCAGUAUCGAAGAUGCGCGGGCGACCAUGUUGCUCUUCCGCAAACACAAAUCGGCUUUCGACAUGGAUCAUGCGAAUCGGUAUGCACCGAAGCCAACAAUCGGAGGGGCUCAGAAAGGGAGCAAGCAAAAAAAGAAGAAGAAAUGA